Aethalodelphis obliquidens (Pacific white-sided dolphin) is the source of this 2693-nucleotide messenger RNA. It is a transcript of the gene ZNF135, whose product is annotated as zinc finger protein 135. The record is from RefSeq and is a predicted model, not a curated record. Gene Ontology annotation, cellular component: nucleus. Lineage: Eukaryota; Metazoa; Chordata; Mammalia; Artiodactyla; Delphinidae. The coding region runs from base 317 to 2287 and encodes 656 amino acids. Gene Ontology annotation, molecular function: DNA-binding transcription factor activity, RNA polymerase II-specific; sequence-specific DNA binding. Gene Ontology annotation, biological process: regulation of transcription by RNA polymerase II. The transcript is spliced from 5 exons.
UGACCUGCGUCCCUUCCCUUUUUUGGCGGGACGUCCAGGGUUUGGAGAUUGGGUAAGGCCGAGGCCCCACCACAAUGUCAUCUCUGGAGCUUCACCUUCCUUAGGGACUUCUGUCUAAAGAAUGAAGGAGAGGGAGAGCCAAAGCACCAGAUUUUGAUCCUAGUCACCUGGGACCCAGGAAACAGACUCAUUGUAUUAAAAUCUUACUGAGCACCGACUGCAUGCCAGGCACCAUUCAGGCUUCAUCAUUAAUUCAACAAGCAGAACUGCCUGCCGAGGAGCUGGCUGUUCCUGCAAGAGGCCCAAGGAGGAGGGAAUGACCGCUGGGCUCCUCACUGCCAGGGACCCGGAGCAAGUGACUUUUGAGGACGUGGUCGUGGAGUUCACCUGGGAGGAGUGGGGACAGCUGGAGCCAGCCCAGAGGACCCUGUACCGAGAUGUGAUGCUGGAGACCUUUGGGCUCCUUGCCUCUGUGGGACACUGGCUCCCAAAGCCGGACGUCAUCUCCCUGUUGGAGCACGAGGCGGAGCUGUGGGUGGUGGACAAGGGAGCCCCCCGAGGUGUGUGCACAGACUUUGAAACUAGACAAACCAAACUAUCAACUGUGAAGCAAGACAUAACUGAAGAAAUACCCAAUAAUGCUCUGGUAGAAAGGUUCCUGUGGGAAAGUCUGUGGAACUCCAAGGGUGAAAAUGCUGAGGGCCACUGGGAACAGGGUCGCAAGAGGCCAGAUAGCCAUGUGGUGCAGUCUGCCUUCAUGCCUGUGAAGACACCCACUCAGGAGAAGCAGCAGGGGAAUGGGUUUGGGGAAAACUUGAGUCUGAGGCCUGAUCUCUCAACUCGACCAAUGAUUCCUAAAAGGCAAGGCCCCCCCGUGUGGGGAACACAUGGAAAGAGGGAGGAUCUGGACUCAGAUACUCAACAGAAAACCUGUGCAAAAGAGAAGCCCUACAGAUGUCAGGAAUGUGGAAAGGCCUUUAGUCACAGCUCAGCACUCAUCGAACACCACCGAACACACACGGGAGAGAGACCUUACGAAUGUCACGAAUGUGGAAAAGGCUUCCGAAACAGCUCAGCGCUUACCAAACACCAGAGAAUCCACACUGGUGAGAAGCCUUAUAAGUGCACUCAGUGCGGGAGGACCUUCAACCAAAUUGCCCCACUGAUCCAGCACCAGAGAACUCAUACAGGUGAGAAGCCCUACGAGUGCAGUGAAUGUGGGAAAUCCUUUAGUUUUAGGUCCUCCUUCAGCCAACAUGAGCGGACGCACACAGGUGAGAAGCCCUACACAUGCAGUCAGUGCGGGAAGGCCUUCCGGCAGAGCAUCCACCUCACCCAGCACCUCCGAAUCCACACCGGGGAGAAGCCCUACCAGUGUGGAGAAUGCGGCAAGGCCUUCAGCCACAGCUCGUCCCUGACCAAACACCAGCGGAUCCACACGGGGGAGAAGCCCUACGAGUGCCAGGCAUGUGGAAAAGCCUUCACCCAGAUCACACCACUGAUUCAGCAUCAGAGGACACACACAGGCGAGCGGCCCUACGAGUGCAGUGAGUGCGGGAAGGCCUUCAGCCAGAGCACACUCCUGACUGAGCAUCGGAGGAUCCACACAGGAGAGAAGCCCUACGGGUGCAACGAGUGUGGGAAAACCUUCAGUCACAGCUCGUCGCUUAGCCAGCAUGAGCGGACACACACGGGUGAGAAGCCCUACUCGUGCAGUCAGUGCGGGAAGGCCUUCCGGCAGAGCACACACCUCACUCAGCACCAGAGAAUCCACACCGGGGAGAAGCCCUAUGAAUGUAGUGAGUGCGGGAAGGCCUUCAGCCACAGCUCGUCCCUGACCAAACACCAGCGGAUCCACACCGGGGAGAAGCCCUAUGAGUGUAACGAGUGUGGCAGAGCCUUCAGCCAGCUUGCGCCACUCAUUCAACACCAGAGGAUCCACACGGGAGAGAAGCCCUAUGAGUGUAAUGAGUGUGGCAGGGCCUUCAGCCAGAGCUCCCUCCUCAUAGAACACCAGAGGAUUCACACCAAGGAGAAACCCUAUGGGUGCAACGAAUGUGGAAAAUCCUUCAGCCACAGCUCAUCGCUCAGCCAGCACGAGAGGACACACACUGGGGAAAAGCCCUACGAGUGCCAGGAUUGUGGAAAAUCCUUCAGGCAGAGCACCCACCUCACUCAGCACCGGAGGAUCCACACAGGAGAGAAGCCAUAUGAGUGCAGGGACUGCGGGAAAGCCUUCACACACAGCUCCUCCCUUACCAAGCACCAGAGAACUCAUGCUGGGUAGACCCACUCCACAUGUUCUGGGACACAGCAAAGCCUUAAGCUAUAGCGCAUUGCUUACUAGAUUUGACCCAGUCAUACUCCUGAGAAACAACACAAACGUUAUACACAAGGCUUCAUGCUCAGCAAACUCCUUACACCCCCACAGAGAGUUCAUAUUUAUGGAAAUGAUUGUGGGAAUACCUAGCUCUGGGUCAUCCAUCCCGGGAUAUCAGAUCAUCCAGACAGUAGGGAAGUGUGGAGUUAAUCACUGUUGAGGACUUUCAGCCAUGAGUGGCCACUAAUGCUUCAUUAUAGAACCUACAAAAGAGAAAUGGAAAAAAAUGUGGAUCUGGGGUGGCUUCUAAGGAUUCACCAUAUUCCAAACCAGAGAUUUUCAAAGUGGUGACAAACUCAGCGAAUGCCUUUCA